This is a messenger RNA of Lytechinus variegatus (green sea urchin), 2423 nucleotides long. RefSeq lists its product as uncharacterized. The transcript has 5 exons. The record is from RefSeq and is a predicted model, not a curated record. Lineage: Eukaryota; Metazoa; Echinodermata; Echinoidea; Temnopleuroida; Toxopneustidae. Bases 133 to 990 code for a protein of 285 amino acids.
AAAAUCUUUAAACUUCAAGCAAAUCUCAGAGGAUUUAAUAUACUCGAACACGAAGGCCACAAGCCUUGUUAGAACGCUACUAUAGAUCUCCAGGUGUGUUGUCCUUCAUAUUGUGUUCUCAAAAGGCAGAAAAUGGCGACAUCGUUGACGUCGGUUGUUAUAGCACUUUUGGUGAUCAUCGGCCAACUGAUUACAGUCAAGUCAUCAGGAUCGACGAUCAUAACCACCCUCAACGGAUGGUCAGCAAUGGAAGGUUCCAAUUUUACGCUCGCUUGUAAGGUUAGCCUCACAAACAACGUCAUCGCCGCUGACACCAUAUGCCGAACUAGGAUCCGAUUCACGAGAAACUCUACGGGGAUAGCCGAAGACACGCGGCACAUCCGUUCGGGUGCUACUCGGGAUAGCGUGACCAACCGUAUUAACUGUACAAUGACGAUAUUUCGGUUACGUUCGGAGGACUCCGGAUUGUACGGAUGCUGCUGGCCGGAUGUCGAAGGAAAUUGUUCACGUCAUCCAACCAGAAUGCUUCGCGUAAUACCAGCUACAACAACUUCCGCACCGACGACCCCUAGCAUUACGAGUACCGAGCCGUCGACUUCGCCACCGAACACACAACCGGGUAGUCGAACGCCGAGUGAACACAAUGGAAUAGUCUACCACUCAGUCUCACCGAAGGAUGGAUCAACAUUACCAGGAGGAGAUAAUGAGGCGUAUAAUCAAAGAUUGAGACCUUCUUCUGUCCAUAAAGCAAUCUGGCCAAUUCUUUUCGUCAUUGCCGUUAUUGUGAUUAUUGUCCUCUUAUGGAAGCGAUACGUGAAGUCGAGGCCAUCCGACGGGCACACCAUCCCUGAAAAAGAACCCGAGAGCCCGACACAUGUGGCCGUCCUAGACCACACUGUUGCGUACGAUAUGGACGGUGUUGUUGCUACCACUACCACAACCACUACUACUGUGCUGAAUCGGACAGUCGACGAAGAGUCGCAGAGAUGAUCUCAGCUGCUUACAUAUUGGGAGUCGAAGUUUGUUGAUGGAUAUUAGACUUUUAUAAAAUCAGAGAAGUGAAAAGGACGCAAGACGCCGCCAUUCUAAAGCUUGACGUAAUAUAUACCACGUCACUAUGAUUGCUGACACGAGGAUCAAUUUGAAUGGCAUCGUUUAAAAGAUUAUUAUUAUUACAAUUGUUUUAAAAUGGCGUUGAAAAUGAACCAGGGCCAUGCUGGUCUUGUGACUUUGAAACUAGACUUUUGGAUUUAAGUGCAAAAGGAUUGUGGAAAUGGAGUAUUAUCUCAAGCUCUUCACAAGCCGAUGGACAGCAAUCGUCGUCGCGAUAUAAUCGCCGGGAGUACUUUCCACAGCAUCUCGAGCAUUAUGGAACCCGGGAGAAUUUGUUGAACAGAGGUGUCAUCCAAUGUGAGCGUGAUAAGAACUAGCGAUAGUUUAUUACGUCUGCGAGUUGCAGGGAGACUAGACGAAGCGAAAACUGAUGAAAAGAAAAUGAAGAGACUUUUAUACAGAUUGGGAUUCGCUCGUUGAAAUUUCAUGAGAAAAAUAGGCUUUUCGCCCCUGAAUUGAAAAGACAGGGAGGAGUGAGAUUGGUGACCUCACUGAGAAAGAUGAGGAAUAUUUCUAUAAAUUAUUGAUAGUGAUUAUUUUCUUCUUAACUAUUAAUUGGAUUUAAGAUGAGUUAUGCUAAGUACUACGCUACAGUCUUGUAUAAUAUUAUCAUUAACAUGUAUUGUAGUCACCUGAAAUGCACUUCGCUACAACUAACCUCGGAGAAUAACAAUGAAACGAAAUUCACAACAAUAUGUGAAACGAUUAAAGAUAUUCAUAUAAUUUGAAAGAACGAGAUAUACACUGCUAUAUAGCAGACCUUGUUUUCUUUCAUCGUUCCCUGUCGACAAUAGCCAAUAUAAUAGUGCGACAAACACAAGAAAAUCGGGAUAACUACUUUAGUCAAUAAUAGAGUCCCAAAUAACAAAAACAAUACCCAUUUUGGGGGCUAAUCAGGAGCAGAGGUAGCCCCAGUAAAUGUUCAUGCUCAGAGGGGCGGGGUAUCACGUGGGCAGGGGCGACCAGCCCUAUGGUUUUUCAAAAUAGUGAGAAAAAGAAUCGGAGAGAAAAGGGGUAGGAGAAAGAUACGAAAGAACGAAGGAGAAUAUACAAUGAGGUCUUGACCGUGUAACCCAUGACACCUAUAAUUUAGUUUGAAAACAAAAUAUGACAUCUAUGGGUCGUCUUGAAUGCCAUGUCACUGACCCUGUUUCCUGGAAAAAAGGAUUGAUUCAAGGUGCUUUUGAUUUUAGAAAAAAUUUUAUAAAUAUCAUUUAGCUACAGAUGGCGCUGCUCACUGUCAAACUACAGACCUGAAGGAUCACUGUGAACUGAAAAUACGAAUCUCCAGUUCAGAGUGAAGGAUACAC